AUGCCCCCGGCAGCGCCUGACGAUCUGAUCCGCCAGCAUAGCCGGUCUUUAGAAGACGAGCACUCCCUAGCUUCAGCCGUUCCAGCCCCCACCCCCAUUAUUCAGGAGCAUGAGCCAAGUGGAAAGGGCAAGAAGAAGAAGAAGGGUAACAAGGCCAAGGGGGGCAAGGCAACCACCGAAACACCAGACGAUUUAGUCCCUACAUCGGCUCCUACUACGGAGGAGCCAUCGUCGUGUCCAGAUCCCUCACUGGACCAUCAUGCUCCUCCCAUCGUAACCUCUCCCGCGCUCGACGCUCUCGGGUCAAUCGGGGAAACUGCCGACAACGACCUCACCAGUCGGACAGAUAGCUGGGCACAAGCAGUGCCCUAUGGCAAAAGCCCGCCAACAGAUCUGAUGGAUGGCGAGCUUCCCAACGAGUCUCCACUCAACUUUCCGACCAUCCAGGAGCGUGGUGGUUUCAGUCAGCCCUCUUCGGCCUCGCCGCCGACUCGGAUUCGACCGUUUAGUUACGGAGGUGGCUAUCGGAGCAGUAUGCAAUCACGCCAGCAGUCGGUGGAUCGACGCAAGAGUCAUUCUUAUGGCAGCCCAAUGGGCAAUCUGACCCCACUACCGCAUCUGCCGCAGGCUCAUUUCUAUGGCGCCCCGGACAUAGAUCUUCCAACCCAGAAUCGCGCCGCUGCCGAUGGAGCCGCCUCUUUCUGCGGUUUCGAUACCCUCCCAAGCAUGUCGACCAAGACACCGCGGGCGGGAUUGAAUGUUCUCGUGGUCGGGUUGGACGGUGCUGUCGAGGUCCUUGCCGUUGACGAUCGUCGAACUCGUCUGGUUGGGCAGAUCACCGGCCUGAAUGGCAGGGUCAUCGAGGCAAAAAUUCUGUCUGGGCACCCGUCUAAUGACCCGCUUGCCUCAUCUCAACCCCACGUUGCUCUGAUCGUUCAUGGCCCACUCCCACCCAAUGAAGAGGAAGGUCGGGUGUCCGCAGCUGGCUCUGAUAUCAAUGAGGUCCCCCCUUCUAUGGUACGCGGCCAGUCAAGCGAGAGGCGAUCAGGGAGAGGCGAAGCGCUCUUCUACCAGACCAGAGCUGAGGUGUAUUCUCUCCGAUCUGGUGAGCAUAUAACAACGCUGUUUGCCAGCAAACCUGUGCCAUCGCCGGAGAAUAGUCCGGGCCUUCCAUCCUUGGCACCUGCGCCAGUGGGUAGCUUGAGACUCUACAACAGCGGCAACCAUGUAAUUGUUGCUUCUGGCGUCAGUGGAGAGGUUUAUGUAUUUAGCCAUACGUUGACGGGUGUUUAUCAAUGUCUGGGGAAAACUUGGACUAAUGUUCAGACCAGAGAAGCUCGGCGAUACUCUACGUCGUCCAGCUCUACCGAUGCCGAUGGUUCCCACGAGGCACCUCGAAAUCCAGCCACAGAGCGACCGAUCUUGGCUGUUCAAGGAAGAUGGUUGGCGAUUGUCCCACCGUCCUCGUCCUACAGAGCCUCCAUCCAGGGAACUGUUCCUCCAACUUUGAUGCACACCAGAGCCCAAGGGAUGGAAACUCGCAGCCCGCCAACCGUGCCGUCGGUAAACUGUGCGACUGAUGUGGGCGAAGGAGAGAGCUUCCUCGAUAGGGUUGCCAGAGGUGUCACACAGGAACUAGUUAGAGGUGCUCGCUGGAUGGGUGACCAAGGGCUCCAGGCGUGGAACAACUAUUGGAAUAACCCUCAAUCUCCGUCCUCGGGCACCCCACCACAGCGACCAACCCGGGGCCUAGAACCGCAGGUGCAGGGAUAUGGGCUGUUCCCCCCGACGCAUGCCCAGGAUACCCAGGCAUCUUCGGCACCAGAGCCUGACGCGGUCUCCAUUCUCGAUCUCAAGCGAUUCGAUUAUGGUAUGGAUGCAAAGGCAGCAUCUCUCAACCCUGUGGCAACAUUCCAGGUCCCUAAUGGUUGCAGUUUCCUCUCUCUCUCUCCUGACGGAUUGUUGCUCUUCACUGCAAGCAAAAAGGGUGAUGUUCAAUAUGUGUGGGAUCUGAUGCAGCUCAAGCACUGCCGCGCUAUGGCAUUCAUGGCCGACGACCAGAGUGGUCACAGCCCCAAUGUGCGGCAGGUUGCUAGAUAUGCGCGAUUAACCACAUCGAGCAUUGUUGAUGUGAUUUGGACGGCCCCAGUCGGUGAUCGCUUGGCCAUUAUUACACGAAAGGGUACCAUUCAUGUUUUCGACUUGCCUCGGAGCGCAUUCCAGUGGCCUCCGUUCCGUCGAGCUCGACCGUCUGCAAUGAAGUCACCGAGUAUUGACCCGGUGGGUGAUGAACUAUCAGGUCAAGCAGCGGCUGGAAAUCCGCUGUCUGCGGCGAUGACUUUCAUGGGCGGCAAAACACAACCGUUCCUCUCAGCCGUCAGAGGUCGUGUCCAGUCUACUGGAGGUGGUUUCCCUCAUGUAAGUGGAUUCGCUCUGCCAACUGCGGCCAGCAUCAAAGGUGGCAAAGUUGUUGCGGCCGGUCUGAGUAAAUCCAUGGGCGCAGCAGCUACCGGCACUGUCGCGACCCUCCGGCACGUUGGUGAGAACCGGCUUCAUUUGCCGGGUCUUGCUCGAGAUCCGGCUCCGUCUCGUGUGAUUUGGAUUUUCAAUAAGGGUUCCAUUUUCAUGGGCCUGGUAGAUGGGGGACAGUUCAAACUGUACCGUCUGAAGCGAAGCACCACUACCAACAAGAAUCGUCAGUACUACUCUGUGAUUGGAAGCAAAGAAAUUCAGUUCAAAUUGCCAGCCAAUAUGCAGAGCCCUUGUGGACCCGCACUUCUUGUGCCUUACGAUCCUGAAAAGGUCGUCCAGGGGUCCCUUCUCUUACCUUCUGCCAGCUCCCAGCCUAUCAAUACGGGCAGGACCUUUUGUCAGCCGCUGUCCCAGGCUGAAAUCGAGACCAACACGCCCUACCAACCAUUCCACACAGAUCAGCGCGUUAGCCUCCAUGUCUACCCCACUGAUAGCGAAGCACAUGAUCCUAGUGGUCAGUGGGUCUUUGGCGAUAGUAUCCCCACAACCAAGGUGCAUGUGAGAUCGUACAACAACAGCGGCGAUGACCGAGAGGGCGACGAGGAGGAGAAUUCUGCCAUCUAUGGUCACUCUUUGGGGGCCGGUGGAGAUAUGGAGAACCUCAUCACCCUUGGCAAUAGCACCGGCAAUGUCGAGGAAGUGGUCAUUACCACUCGCCGGAAGAAGAGGCACUCCACUCCACCCAAGGUGGAUGACGGUUUCUUCGAAGAUGACUGCGAGGUUCUUGACUUUGCGCGGGACCGGGUUUGA
Molecule: messenger RNA, 3282 nt
Organism: Penicillium canariense
Lineage: Eukaryota; Fungi; Ascomycota; Eurotiomycetes; Eurotiales; Aspergillaceae
Exons: 2
Coding region: 1-3282 (1093 amino acids)
Biological process (GO): response to starvation; autophagy
Cellular component (GO): cytoplasm
Molecular function (GO): protein binding
Source: RefSeq, a predicted model, not a curated record